UUUCUACAGAGGCUACGCGUGUGAAAUUGCCCACGUCAAUAUAAACAUUAUAUUUAACAACGCAAUAUCGAUUGACCUCCUACGAUUUGGGAAUUCAGAUAGGUGUUCUAGAGGAAUGGUUGACAGGCUACGUCUUCUGGCUUGAAAUCAACAACUCCUCCAGAGGGCUGCCUGCUUCCUGCAUCUUUUUUGUUUUUGUUGAAGGAGAAAUAGGCCUGGGAAGUGUACGGACAGACUGUGUGGUGAAAGAAUGCUGAGGUGAGCUGUCAAGGGAUCGUCUCUCCUGGUCCCCCUUACCUCAAAAGACUUCUGCGAAGGAGAAAUAUAAUCAAGGACGUGUUUGGAGGCACCCCUUACUCGGCCUCAUCUGACCCAGUGACAGAUCUGGUGUGAUAAGAGAACACGCAAUCUGCUCCGAGUACAAAGAGUUGGAAAGCCGAGUCAGAGAGGAAGAGGACUUUGAUGGUGUGACGGCAGCCCAGACUCACUAGCUUGUUCACUAGAUGAGCGGGCCCAGAUAGCAGCGGACCCCCGUCUGGCGAUUGAGGCUAGCGCUAAAUGACCAGCCUCAGAUAGCAGGAGGACAUCCGAUCCGAGACGAGAGCGGGAGAGCGACGAGAGGAGGGAGCGGCGUCCGCCAUGAACCCCAGAGACAGCGCGCAGGAGGCGGCCUCGGUCGUCGACAGGCCCCUCGGACCGGCCGAGCAGCCGGACAACGACAACGGCGACGGUGACAUCGACGGCAAGGGCGCGGCGUCGUUCGACUGCAACGUGUGCGGCCGCAGCUUCCCCUUCCAGAGCUCGCUGUCGCAGCACAUGCGACGGCACACGGGCGCGCGCCCCUACAAGUGCCCCUACUGCGACCACCGCGCCUCCCAGAAGGGCAACCUCAAGGUGCACAUCCGCAGCCACAAGCUGGGCGUGCUCAUCCAGCCCGACCCCGACGCCGACAGCGAGGAGGCGGACGAGGAGUCCGAGGAGGCCUCGGGCGAGAGGGACGUCUCCGAGGGGCUGGAGGGGGGCGACAGCCCCACCAAGAGCAGCUCCGCCUGCAACGGGGUGCUGCACGGCGCGGUCGACGGUGAGCGGGCAGCGGCGGGGGGGGCGGGGGCGGGGGCGAAGGCGGCGAGCCGGGGCGUGAAGCGCGAGCGGAGCGUGGACGCGGCGGCGAGGACGCUGCGCUGCCGGCUGUGCGGGCACGAGGUGCAGCGCGAGGACCAGCUGCUCAGCCACAUCGAGAAGGCGCACAUCACGGCCGACGCCGACGACGCCGAGCUGCUCGCCGGCGCGCACGAGGCCCCCCCCCCGGCGGAGCCCGAGACGGCGGCGGUCGCCGCCGCGGAGGAGUUCGCCUGCGACACGUGCGGCCAGGCGUUCGCCUACGCCCACCUGCUCAAGGCGCACGUCAAGAAGCACACGGGCGAGCUGGAGCACCGCUGCAAGAUCUGCGGCCGCGGCUUCCGCGAGGCCUGGUUCCUCAAGAGCCACAUGAAGACGCACAGCGGCACCAAGAACUCGGGCCGGGGCCGCCCCCGGAGCACCGACAGCGCCGAGCCGCCCGCCACCGUCAACGACGUGGCGCAGGACCCCGAGAUCGUGGCGGCGGCGGGCGCCGCGUGCCUCUACGAGCUCUGCUCCAAGUGCGGGCACCUCUUCCGCGACCGCGAGAGCCUGCGCCAGCACGGCCGCGUGCACGGCAAGCAGGCCCGGCGCCAGGCGUCGCCGCGCGACCACGCCGCCGACCACGGAGACUCGCCCGCCGCCAAGAGGCGACUCCUGGACUACCUCGGCCUGCGCUCGACGGUCGAGGACCCGCCGAAGGAGGAGGAGGAGGAGAACUCGGGCAAGAGGGUGCCCGAGUUGGACCCGGUGUGCAGCUACCAGGCGUGGCAGCUGGCGAACAGGGGGAGGCUGGCGGAGCCCGCCGAGCACAACGGGCACUGGGACAGCUCGCUGGCCGGCGCCACCGUGACCUACGACCGGGAGAGCAGCCGCUACGUGCUGGCGGGGCAGGAGCGGAAGCCGAGCCGGCGCGGGAGCUACGGAGGCGUGGCGAUCGGCGGGAGCCAGUCGUCGCCCGGCGAGCGCAGCGCGCCCGACGAGAGCCCCAGCGACUCGGAGUACCGGCCGUCGUCCCGGCAGGAGAGGCGGCGCUCCACGCAGAGCCGCUCGCACGAGUGCUUCGAGUGCGGCAAGGUGUUCCGCAGCCGCCACCAGCUGAGCGUGCACGAGCGCUCGCACCGGCGAGAGGGCCGAGGCUCGGGCGGCGACGCCGACUCGCGCUCCCCCAGCAGGCCCGGCACCCCGCAGAACGACGGCCUCGCCGAGGCCCCCGCCGCCAAGCAGGGAUCACGAGCCACCACAGAGGAGAAGCCGUACGUGUGCAGCCUGUGUGACUUCAUCACUCCCGAGUCCUCGCUGUUCAUCGCCCACCUGCGCCUGGUGCACCCGGAGCCUGGCGUAGCGCAGGAGCCCUCGGCCCCCAAGAGCACCACCACCACCACCACCAACACCACCCAACCCUCCACCAGCAGCUCCAGCUCCAGCACCAGAGGCAGCAGCAGCAGCGGCGGCGGCGGUAGCAGCUACCCCAAGCUGAAGCGCGCUCUCCUCCAGGGCGCGCCCCACUCUCCCUCCCCCAGCCGCUCGCCCUCGGAGGGGCCCCUGGCGCCCAACGCCGUGGUGGCCACCCACGCCCGGCCCCUGACCCCGCAGACCGCCACCGCCGCCGCCUGCGAGCCCGCCGUGGACCUGUGCGUGCGGCCGGAGGGCGCCAGGGGGGCCGCGAGCUCCGCCUCCACCUCCACCUCCGCCGCCUCCGUGCCACCCGGGGGUCUGCCCAGCCACCGCUGCACGUACUGCGCCCACCACACGCGCUACCCCGAGGUGCUGUGGAUGCACCAGAUGAUCGCCCACCGGCUCAACAGCAGCGCCCUGGUGCCCAAGUGGGCGCAGAAGAGCCAGAAGAGCGGCGGCGGCGGCAAGAAGGGGGGCGCGGAGACGCAGCGGCGGCGCACGGGGCCCCCGCCCGCGCUGGAGGGCAAGGAGUGCCCCCCGCUGCCCGCCAACGCCCGCUCGUCCCGCACGCGCCCCCCCGCAGCCUCCACCACCACCACCACCACAACCUCCACCUCCGCCACCACCAACAGCCUGAAGAGAGAUCGUCCCUCUUCAUCGUCCUCCUCCUCCUCCGUCUCAUCGUCCUCCGCUCAGCCUCGUGCAGGGACCUCGGCAGGGGCCGGCAAGACCUCCAGGCCCCCCCCCACCACCAGGCCCCCCACCGCCGCCGCCAAUGCCGCCUCCAGCCGCCAGCGGGGAGAGCCGGAGCAUCCGGAGCCCCCCUCGUCUCGCUCGCGACCCCGCGUCGACCUCUACCCCCGGGUCACCUCGGCGGGAGCCCUGGAGAAGAGCGCCGGCGCCCCCUACAGCUCCGGCGGCGGAAGCAGCAGCGGCGGAAGCAGCAGCAGGAGCAGCAACGCCGCGAGCCCCAAGCCGGGCGCCCGGAUGACUGACCGCUACCUCCUCCCGCAGGAGGGCCUGGGCUUCAUGCUGACCAGCAAGCACGGCUUCAGCGAGUACGGACGGCCCAAGAACGCCUCGCCGUCCCCCCAGACGCACACCAAAACCGCCCAGAGGCCCAAGCCCAAACCCGCCGGACACAGCCAGCCCGCGCACGCCGCCAUCACCUCCUCCUCCGCCGCCUCCGUCGCCAACCACCUGUACGGAGCCUCCCAGCCACAAGGGGGCGCUGCUCUGCUGGGGCUGGGCUCCCAUCACUCGGUGCCGCGCUCGGGGGAGCCCAAGCAGAACACGCUGGCAGCAGGGCCGCCGGACACGCAGCUGGACAUUCUGAGUUUCCUGAAGAACUGCAACUCCCAUGAGCUGGCCACGCUGUACCACCGCUGGGGCAUGGCCAACCCACUGCUGGAGCACACAGGCUUGCUGAGGUCGCUGGCCAGACAAGGGGAGUAUGUGUGCCAGGAGUGUGGGAAGAGCUUCAGUCAGCCAAGUCACCUGCGCACACACAUGCGCUCACACACAGGGGAGAGACCGUUCCGCUGCCACCUCUGCCCGUACCGAGCCUCUCAGAAAGGGAAUCUGAAGACGCACGUGCAGAGCGUCCACCACGUGCCCUUCGACAACGCCCUUCACCUGGAUGCCACCCUCGCCAAGCUGGAGCAGUGCCCGGCCGAGGUCCACACACCUUCUCCUUCUGACCGCUCCCACCAACAACAUCAAGCUGGCCAGCUCCCUCCAAGCCACUGACAAGACCAAUACAGGGAAAACGUGUUGGAAUGAAACCAGGAUCCUUGGAAGCCAAUAGCUAGAUAGUGGAUCUCUAAGUAACAAAUAAAAGUACAUUGUAACCACCGCUACCAACUUGGUUGGAUCCAGGAGUGGUCGGAUCAGUAACUUCAGGACAGAAAAAUGAAGGACAGCAUGCCUGUUACUGACUGAUGAAGGACUUGGCUGACACUGUGAACUAUUUUACUGUUUGGAUUAUUUUAUGCCUUUAAUCAUUGCCCAGCUAGUGCCCUUUUUCCCUUGUUUUUUUUAGAUAAUAAUGAUAAUAAUUUUUAUUUUUCCUUUGAAAACCAAAUGAGCUCACAAACAUGUGUGGCCAGCGGAACCCUUUGAACUCUGUGUCACGGAAGUACUAGUGUAAUGUUUCUGGACAGGCAGAAGGAUUCAAUUCGUCCAGCGUUUGUUUGCAUCACGAUGUAGGACACGAUGUAGUGAUCUACUAUUUCAUGGGGUCCUUAUUUGAGGCCUCAUAAAAAAAAAACGGGGCCUGGAAAAGAAAGUGUGUGUGUGUCUGUGUGUCUCCCUCUCUCUCUGUGUGUGUGUGUGUACAUAAGUGCUCAUUAUGAAAGUGAGAGCUGUUUUAAUGGCUAAUAUAAAUGUGCAUGUGGGCUUAAUGGUCACCUAAUUAUUGUCAUUUUAAAACCGUACCGGUAGAGCUGGAUGUCCUCUUCUCUGAUCCCGAAAGCACACUCAAGCCUUAGUGUUGGGAGGUGAAGACGACACUCUGCAAAUGAGAGAGAGAGAGAGAGAGAGAGAGAGAGAGUUUGUGUGUGUGUGUGUGUGUGUGUGUGGGUGUGUGUGUGUGUGUGUGUGAAGUAGUUCACCUUUUUCUGCUGGCUGAUGCCAUUGAGCACUCUUGAUUUGCCCUAGUUUUUUUUCUGUUGUCCCACCUCCUUUGCAUUAAAGGCCUUUUUGUUGGCUGUUUGGGCAGGUCCAGCAGCUCCUCAGUUACCUAAGGAUCAGAAGCCAUCCGGGCGCAAUCACUUGAGCAUUUCAGAGUGGGCAGACUGGCAAGGCAUGUUGUUUUCUUCCUCUUUGUGAUACAUCACUGUAGAUUAUGUGUGCAUUUUAUUUUUAUUUUUAUUUUAAUUUUUUUGCUUUGCUGGCCUUGCGUGACUUCAUGCAUGCCAAAUGCCUCCUUAUCAAAGCAGAGAGUGCUCUGCUCACUGGGGUCUACAGAAAGGUGCACCAAAGCUCAGUCAAGCCACAGUUUAGAGCCCUGUUUCUCCUGAACCCCCAUGAGCUGCCUUGUUUAGCUGUCCACACUUCUGCUUUUGUUUCUUUACACAUGACAAGCGAAUAAUGUUGAUUAAUCAAUAUCCUUGCUGUGGUCAUUUCAUACCUAUUGCUCAGGAUGAGGUGUGUGUGUGUGUGUGUGUGUG
This is a messenger RNA of Sardina pilchardus (European sardine), 5687 nucleotides long. RefSeq names its product zinc finger protein 516-like. Gene Ontology annotation, biological process: regulation of DNA-templated transcription. The transcript has 5 exons. The record is from RefSeq and is a predicted model, not a curated record. Gene Ontology annotation, cellular component: nucleus. The coding region runs from base 640 to 4266 and encodes 1208 amino acids. Lineage: Eukaryota; Metazoa; Chordata; Actinopteri; Clupeiformes; Clupeidae. Gene Ontology annotation, molecular function: DNA-binding transcription factor activity, RNA polymerase II-specific; RNA polymerase II cis-regulatory region sequence-specific DNA binding.